Molecule: messenger RNA, 2103 nt
Organism: Penicillium oxalicum
Lineage: Eukaryota; Fungi; Ascomycota; Eurotiomycetes; Eurotiales; Aspergillaceae
Exons: 2
Coding region: 1-2103 (700 amino acids)
Source: RefSeq, a predicted model, not a curated record
AUGAAGCAAUCUCUCAUAACUUCUCUCGCCGCCCUUGCGGCCUCGACUUCCGGAGUUUCCGCCUCCGAGAGCCUCCUCAGCGUCCCAAUCGGACUCUGCACGGCCAUCCUCGGAGAGACCGAGUGCCACCAAAAGACCACCAGCAAUGGACUGAUCAAUGUCCCCGUGAAUGGAUGCUUGGCGGCGUUGGGUAAGGCCAAGUGUGAUCAGGUCUCCACUUCCGCCAAUGACCAGGGCUCCCUGAUCAGUGUUCCUGUCAAUGUUUGCCUGGCUGUGCUGGGCGAGGCUCACUGCAAACAGAGCCAGAACUCCAAUGGCGGACUGAUCAACAUUCCCGUCAACCUGUGUCUGGCUGUCCUAGGAGAAGUCGAGUGCAAGGAUCACUCGUCUCAGCCUCCCUCCUCUGGCCAAGGUGGUGACCAUGGCCAUGGCAGCGAUGGGGGUUCGCUCAUCAAUGUUCCCGUCAACGUGUGUGCGGCCGUCCUCGGCGAGGCUCACUGCCAGCAGAGCACCAAUGUGGGUGGAUUGAUCAGUAUCCCCGUCAACACAUGCCUUGCGGUUCUUGGCGAGGCUGAGUGCAAAGAUCACUCCCCUCAGCCUCCUUCCGCCGGCCAAGGUCACGGAAAUGAAGGCGGCUCUCUGAUCAAUGUACCUGUCAGUGUCUGCGCAGCGAUCCUGGGUGAGGCUCACUGCCAGCAAAGCACCAGCGUUGGUGGAUUGAUCAGCGUUCCCCUUGACACAUGUCUUGCUGUCCUUGGUGAGGCAGUUUGCAAGCAGUACCCAUCGUGCGACGGCGGAAAUGGAAGCGGCAAUGGUAACAACGGUGGCCACGGUGGUGAUGGCGGUAACGGUGGCUCCCUGAUCAAUGUUCCCACCAGCGUCUGCACGGCUAUUCUGGGCGAGGCUCAGUGCCAGCAGAGCCCUGGACCUUCCGGCGGUCUGAUCAGCAUCCCCAUCGGUGCGUGCAUUGCUGCCCUGGGCGCGGUCGAGUGCAAUGGCUAUCCUUCCGUUACCGGUGGCAAGCCGGGCUCGAUUCCUCCUCCCACCAGCCUUCCCGGUGGUCCAGCUGGCGGAGUCACUGGCACUGCCACCCUGACCGUCCCUACUGGUGGGAUGCCGACUGCUACUAUUACCUCUUCUUGCACCGAUGCAGUGACCACUGCUCCCGGUAUUGUGCCCUCUGGCAGCUCUCCUUCUACUGGUGCGCCCUCUGGUACCGUUCCUGUUGUCUCCACCGGUCCUGGCUCCGCUUCAUCUGGCGGCGUUGCCACCAGUGCCAUGUCCACCGGUGCCUCUCCCUCUGGUCCGGGCUCAGCCUCCACCUCGCCAGCAGCUGGGGCUCCUACCGGCGCUCCUGUCGUAAGCUCUCCUUCUGGGUCUCCCGCAGGACCCGGCGCAGGCUCUUCUGGCUCUCCUUCUGGCUCCGGCACGGGCUCUUCUGGGUCUCCCUCAGGCUCUUCAGGCUCUCCCUCAGGCUCUGGCACAGGCUCUUCUGGCUCCGAUAUGGGCUCUUCUGGCUCUCCAUCGGGCCCUGACACAGGCUCUUCUGGCUCUGGUAUGGGCUCUUCUGGGUCUCCCUCAGGCUCUUCAGGCUCUCCCUCAGGCUCUGGCACAGGCUCUUCUGGCUCCGGUAUGGGCUCUUCUGGCUCUCCAUCGGGCUCCGGCAUGGGCUCUUCUGGCUCCGGCAUGGGCUCUUCUGGCUCUGGUAUGGGCUCUUCAGGCUCUGGAAGCAUGCCCUCUGGUGCUGGUGCAGCAUCCAUGGGUGCUCCCGCCGUGUCUGCCGCACCCGCGCCCUCCAAGUCUAGCGCCUCUUCGGCCAUGGGCACCGACACCGUCACCGCCAUUGUCAUUCCCGCCGGGGUCAAGACUUCUUCGAUGCACCGUGUUCCCUCGUCUACUCCAUCCGCAUCUCUCGGCGCUGGUCAUGGCUCUUCGGGCUCUGGCGCCGUCUCUGGUGCUGCUCCUGGCUCUUCGAGCGUCGGCUCCUCGGGCCCCGGCAGCUCCUCUUCGGGUCUGCCGCUCUUCAACGCGGCUGGUCGGGCCUCUUUCUCCAGCCUUGCCGUUUUCAUCGGCGCUCUUUUCGCAGCCUUCAUGCACAUUUAA